Schizosaccharomyces osmophilus is the source of this 633-nucleotide messenger RNA. It is a transcript of the gene did4, whose product is annotated as ESCRT III complex subunit Did4. The transcript has 3 exons. NCBI's taxonomy places the organism in Eukaryota, Fungi, Ascomycota, Schizosaccharomycetes, Schizosaccharomycetales, Schizosaccharomycetaceae. Gene Ontology annotation, cellular component: ESCRT III complex; multivesicular body. Gene Ontology annotation, biological process: protein transport; endosome transport via multivesicular body sorting pathway; late endosome to vacuole transport. The record is from RefSeq and is a predicted model, not a curated record. The coding region runs from base 1 to 633 and encodes 210 amino acids.
AUGGGACUCACAUCCUGGCUAUUUGGAGGCCAAAAAUCACCACAGGAACAGUUACGUGCUCAUCAAAGAUCUCUUGGAAGAGCUGAGCGGGAGUUAGACCGUGAAAAGGUCAAACUGGAUCAGCGAGAGAAAUCUUUGGUUCAAGAGAUUAAAUCAAGUGCAAAAGCAGGGAAUACAGGUGCCGCUAGGAUUCAAGCUCGAGAUAUGAUGCGUUUGCGAAAUAGCAGAAAAAAGAUGAUGAAUGCAAAGACUCAAUUACAAGCCAUAUCUCUUCGUCUUCAGACAACGAGAACAAGUGAACAAAUGAUGCAAAGUAUGCGUGGUGCUACUCGGUUGCUCGGUGGCAUGAAUAAGAGCAUGAAUUUGCCAGCUAUGUCACGUAUUGCUCAGCAAUUUGAAAGAGAAAACGACAUGAUGGAACAACGCCAAGAAAUGAUAGAUGAAAGUAUGGAUGAUGCUUUGGAAGGUGACGACGAAGACGAAGCCGAUGAGCUUGUAGACAAAGUCUUGGAUGAGGUAGGUGUAGAUUUAUCCCAGGGACUACCAGAUGCCGCAACACAAGUGGGAAGUGUACCAGAGCUCAAGUCAGAGGGCAAUUUACAAGCAAGAUUGGAUGACCUAGCUAAACGAUGA